Molecule: messenger RNA, 1574 nt
Organism: Hylaeus anthracinus
Lineage: Eukaryota; Metazoa; Arthropoda; Insecta; Hymenoptera; Colletidae
Gene: or
Product: AP-3 complex subunit sigma-2
Exons: 3
Coding region: 517-1014 (165 amino acids)
Biological process (GO): Golgi to vacuole transport; intracellular protein transport
Cellular component (GO): intracellular membrane-bounded organelle; membrane coat; AP-3 adaptor complex
Source: RefSeq, a predicted model, not a curated record
CGGAUUAUAGUGUUUCCUGAAUUAUCAACACUAAAGAAUCAACUUUUAAUUACCGUAGUUUAUACUUAUCGUAUUGUACAGUUUUUUCAUUAUUACUAUCAAUAUUCAAUAUUACUAUCAUUAACGAGAACGUAUACAAAGAUCAGAAGAGAGUAGCGAAAGUACAAAGUUUGUGAAGAGAUUUGAAAAUAUUGGAGCGUUUAUUAGUUUAAUUUUUAUCGUUGUUUUAAUAUUGAUUAAACCGAUUGUGAAUACGUGUCUCUUCGAUACUGUGAUGUUUAAGAAAAGUUAGUUAUAUUCUUGUCGCAUAUUUAACAUAUUUUAGAUUCGAAAUUUCAAUCGUCUCGUAUAUAUACAAAUGAACAUAAAUUUUCGGUGUAGAAAAAACGAAAUUACCGUUGAUCUUGUUAACUGAUCAUCAGUCAUGAUUAAAGCUAUUCUAGUAUUCAAUAAUCAUGGGAAACCUCGACUUUCGAAAUUUUAUCAAUAUUUUGAACUGUUUUUCAGAACGAGGAUAUGCAACAGCAGAUAAUAAAAGAAACAUUUCAACUAGUUUCAAAAAGAGAUGAUAAUGUCUGUAAUUUUUUGGAAGGUGGAAGUUUAAUAGGUGGAUCCGAUUACAAGUUGAUUUAUCGGCAUUAUGCAACAUUAUACUUUGUAUUUUGUGUUGAUAGUUCAGAAUCAGAGUUGGGAAUUUUAGACUUAAUACAAGUCUUUGUUGAAACAUUGGAUAAAUGUUUUGAAAAUGUUUGUGAAUUGGAUCUCAUCUUCCAUGUAGACAAAGUUCAUUACAUACUUAAUGAAUUAGUGAUGGGUGGAAUGGUUUUAGAAACUAAUAUGACUGAGAUACUAACAAGAAUUGAAGAUCAAAAUAAAUUGGAAAAACAAGAGGCAGGAAUCACAGCAGCACCAGCGCGUGCUGUUUCUGCUGUCAAGAAUAUGAAUAUACCGCAACAGAUAAAGGAUAUGAAGUUACCUGACUUGCCGCAAGCUAUAAAAGAUCUCAAAUUCUGACCAGCCGUUACUUCGUUGGCCCCAAGCUGACUGGUUUCCUCUACAAUUUCAAGUGCAAGUCCUACAGCAAGGGUUUUUUUCCCCUCUCUUCAAGUGAAUGAGAAUGUACCAAUACUCUCUGCAAACUCUUCGUAUGGUCCCAUCUCAUCAGUACAAGAAUUAGAAAGUGAAGAGUGUUUUAAGCUUUAAGGCUUGUAGAGAUCAUUUCUAUAUUGAAGAGGAUUUUGAUUAUCAAAUUUAAUGAAUGUUUAUAUCUGGCUUCGAAAAAGCAAGGGUUUGAAGUAACUGAAAUACUAUUUUCAUUCAAAAAAGGUAAAGAUUUAUAAACUUAAAUGUACUGAUACUACAUUUUACAGAAGUUACAUCAUUCUUAUAUAAUACUAAAAAAAAGUAUAUUUCCAUUAUAGUAUAACUCAUAAUUCCAUUUUGUUUGAUAUAUCCGAAGCAGUAUAGUUAGUAUUAUCUCAUUUGUGAACAUUUCCAUUUAGUUAUCAUCAAAGAUGUUGGAUAUUGUUGUUAUAUGUAUCAAACAAUUACCAAAUAAAUGUUCUAAUACUGCA